GCCUUUGACCGACAUUCCUGACCGCCCCCUAGGGGCUCUCUCUCUCUCCUGGACCGGUGAAAUACGCUGUUACGACCUUCUAAUUCUCAAUCAUGUCUACGUCCUCGGUCCCUACGUCAACUACCUCUGCUGCUGCCUCCGCUUCUUCGACCGCGGCUGCCUCUAUCUCCAUCCCCGCAAAUCUCAAGAUCGUUGGCAUCAUCCUUGCUGUUACCAGCGGUCUCCUCAUUGGCUCCAGUUUCGUCUUCAAGAAGAAGGGUCUCCUCCGUUCUCAGAAGGGGUUAGUGGCGGGUGAGGGUGUCGCGUACCUUAAGUCGCCACUAUGGUGGACUGGAAUGACUAUGAUGAUUCUCGGCGAACUCUGUAACUUUGCCGCAUAUGCCUUCGUCGAGGCCAUCGUCGUCACACCUAUGGGUGCACUCUCAGUGGUGAUUUGCGCCAUCUUGUCUUCCUUGUUCCUCAAGGAAAAAUUGAGCUUCUUCGGCUGGCUUGGUUGCGGUCUCUGCGUUCUUGGUUCCGUCAUUAUAGCGCUCAAUGGACCACAGGAGGCAUCCGUAGGACAGAUAACCCAGUUCCAGAAGCUGUUCUUGUCUCCUGGGUUCCUGGUGUAUGGAGGCAUUCUCAUCACUGCUGCUCUUGUGAUCAUCUUCUACUUCGCCCCAAAAUAUGGCAAGAAGAGCAUGCUAUGGUACAUCAUGGUGUGCAGUAUGAUAGGUGGCAUCAGCGUCAGCGUCACUACCGGUUUGGGGUCUGCAAUAGUGACCACCGCUAUGGGCGACAACCAGUUCAAGCACUGGUUUAUUUACUUCCUAAUGGUAUUCGUCGCUGUAACAUUAAUCACGGAGGUUUACUAUCUCAAUGUGGCGCUGGCGCUCUUCAAUACUGCUAUGGUCACACCAACAUAUUAUGUGAUCUUCACAUUUUUCUCAAUGGUAACAACCAUCGUGUUGUUCCAAGGACUGCAAGCGCCGGUUGUCCAGAUCAUCACCCUCGUCAUGGGUUUCUUGGUCAUCUGCGUCGGCAUCACGGUGCUACAACUAUCCAAGAUCGACCCUAACCAGAUAAAGAAGCUCGACAGGCGUUCUACGAUGUUGCUACAAGCGGCAAGAACCAGCACCGACGGCGAAGACGAGAAGGACUUGUCCGCCAUCGAGGACCCGGGCAUCGAUGCGUUGCGAGGCAGCUUCGGCACGAUGGGCAGCAUCAUCCGAGCGCGCAGCGCACGCCGGUUGAGCAUGAACAGCCGCGCCUCCGCGUCCAUCCGCUCCCGGUACAGCGCUCAGCCGCCACUCCCAGGUCAGAACAACGACCCACUCGCGGGUCUGAAGCGGCAUCAGCUGUUCGACAACCCCAUGCCGGCUACCCCGGAAGCGGGAGGCGACGGUCUAUCAGAUCGGGGCUCGAUGAUGACCCAUCCAUCAGGACUUGGCUCACCGUUCUCGCAACGGAAGCAGACUAUCAAGUUUGGCGACCAAGACGUCGUACAUUCGUACCACAUACCCGGUACGGGAGACGACUCGGCGACGCACGAACACAGGAACGUGCGGUACAAUAGCGGCAGCGUCCAGGACGACUCGGUCAGUAGCGGUGGCUGGUCCUCUAAAGCCGUAGUCGGGACUAACGGCGAGCAGACGCCGACAACCGGCCGUCAAGUCGUCCACCUUCCCCCCAUCGAGUCGAGGGAGGAGCUCAACGAUAGCUCCGUACCCCGUACCGCACCUCCCGCAUUUGGCGGAAACAGUGCUGAUCCGUUCGACCGCCCAACACUCACCAGCAGCCCCUUCGACGGGCUUCCCUCCACCGCCACAUUGGCGACCUUCCCUUCCGCCACUUCUUCCUCGACGAACUCUUCUGGCGGUCGCCAUGGCCCGACAACACCGACCAAAUCUUCCCGUCUGCCCUUCUUCGGGCGCUCCCCGAGUUCGCGGCAUUACCCGCGGGGCGAAAGCGAGGAGGACCGCGAGGAGAGCAUCAGUCUGUGGAACCGGCCCUCAACAGAGAGCUUGGACGCGUCUGAGACCUCGAGCGAUGCCGAUCUACCAGGAGGCGGGAUUAGGCUGGUCCCUAGCUCGAACUCGAGGGAUCGAUCGGACGUGCUGUAGGCUGGCUAGGACAGGACCUCGUGCUACAAUAUCGCGUUCCGUUACCAUAGCGCACGCUUGUGAUAGGUAUUUUGUGGUAUAGAUGCAGGAGUAGGCUGUACACACUACUCUCGACGGACUUGGACUGCACCUACUUUUUGCGCAUGGUUUCUUCAUCGCUUCCGCUGUCUGUGUUCUGAUAUCUCCUUUUUCGAUAUGUAUGUGUACCGUCGUCGCCGUGAUUCGUGAGUGCGUUAUGCGUUGUAGCCACUCUGUCUCCCUCUCCUCCGCGGAAUUCGCGCAUUUGUAUUUCCCCCUUCACAUGCGCGAAUUCAGCUGGUGAAUAGCC
This is a messenger RNA of Dichomitus squalens LYAD-421 SS1, 2430 nucleotides long. RefSeq lists its product as uncharacterized. The transcript has 14 exons. Bases 93 to 2102 code for a protein of 669 amino acids. Gene Ontology annotation, cellular component: membrane. The record is from RefSeq and is a predicted model, not a curated record. Gene Ontology annotation, biological process: magnesium ion transport. Gene Ontology annotation, molecular function: magnesium ion transmembrane transporter activity. NCBI's taxonomy places the organism in Eukaryota, Fungi, Basidiomycota, Agaricomycetes, Polyporales, Polyporaceae.